AUGACUAACAUCCACUACCUUCCUGAAUUGGAGGAUUCAUAUUCUGCAUUAAACAGCGAUCAAAUCGAAAUUUUAAGGCAACAGGUGCUCAAUGAAGGGGGCGAAAUAUCAUCUAUUCAAUCACGCUUCAAUUACGCCUGGGGUCUCGUCAGAUCGACGAAUAAGGAAGAUCAGAUGUUGGGUGUUAAGUUAUUGACGGACAUAUACAAAGAAUCUCCAAUGAGAAGAAGAGAGUGCUUAUACUAUUUGACCAUCGGAUGUUACAAACUCGGCGAAUACUCUACUGCAAAGCGGUACGUGGAUGCACUAGUGCAUCAUGAACCUGAAAACAAACAAGCAUUGAUGCUACAAACCGCUGUAGAAAACAAGAUCACUUCUCAGGGAUUAAAAGGGAUUGCCUUGAUCAGUGCAGGAAUCGCCAUCGGCGCAACCACCAUCGGCCUCCUUAUCAGAGGCAGAAGGCGCUAA
Kluyveromyces lactis is the source of this 468-nucleotide messenger RNA. It is a transcript of the gene FIS1, whose product is annotated as Fis1p. The transcript has a single exon. The record is from RefSeq and is a predicted model, not a curated record. Bases 1 to 468 code for a protein of 155 amino acids. NCBI's taxonomy places the organism in Eukaryota, Fungi, Ascomycota, Saccharomycetes, Saccharomycetales, Saccharomycetaceae. Gene Ontology annotation, biological process: peroxisome fission; autophagy of mitochondrion; mitochondrial fission. Gene Ontology annotation, cellular component: mitochondrial outer membrane; peroxisomal membrane. Gene Ontology annotation, molecular function: protein binding.